GGUUCUGGUCGCUCCAGGAGGAGAAGUCGUGUCACCAUGUCCUGGUUGCUUCGGGACAGACUGUGUCCGGCGGUGGCCUGGCUGUGGCGCCGGACCCUGUUCAUCCGCAGGCUAUUCGCUCCUCUGACCAGGUACCUGCGGUCACUGACAGGCUGGACGGGGGAGCGCAGCGGCGGAGACGGGCCGCAGCUGCCCGACCAACAGGCCGACCUGUUGGAGGCAGGUCGGAAAGGGAGGCCCGAGGAGUGUGAGGGCUCAGGGGGUCAACGUAUGGCCAAGCCGAGGGUCCCUGCAGAAGACCCGGAACAGGAGGAGGAGGAGGAGCAGGAAGAUGAAGAGUGUGACAGUGAGCAGUACAGAGUUGACAACACGGAUGAGUUGUACUGUGGUUAUGAUUCCACCUGGGAAACAGAGCAGACUGAGGAGAGUCCAGCAGCCUCUUCUCAGAUCAGGCCACAACAUUGGAACCAGGACAUGUCCUCAUACAAAUUUAACAGAUUUGAAAAUGCUGCGAGAGACAUGCACAACUACAGGCACGACUACCCUUCUCAGAUCAGGCAACGUUGGAACCAGAACAUUGCCUCUGAUUACAAUCCUAAUUUGGAGUUCUACCUUGGAAACAAACCCUCUGUACCUGAUGGUAUCUACAUACACGAUUUCCAUAGUGAAUGGUUUGGAAACUACAAAAAUCUGGAGUAUGUACACACAUUCAUUCAAUGGUUGUUCCCACUGAGGGAACCAGGCAUGAACCAUGAUGCCAGUAUACUGACAAGAGAAGAAAUUGAGGCUUUUCUCAGAAAUGACACUGCGAAGGCAAAUCUGCUGAGGUCAUAUGAGCUCAUGUUGGACUUCUAUGGCAUCGAGUUGUGUGACAAGAACACAGGCAAAGUCAGAAGAGCCUCAAACUGGAAAGACCGAUUCUGCAACCUGAACAAUCGCACUCACAACAACCUGCGCAUCACCCGCAUCCUGAAGUGCCUGGGAACCCUGGGGUUCCCCCAUUACCAAGCCCCCCUGGUCCACUUCUUCCUGAAGGAGACACUCGUCAACGGAGAACUUCCAGACGUCAAAGACAGUGUCCUCAACUACUUUGUGUUUGCCGUGCUCGACAAGAAGCAGCGCAGGAGGCUCAUCAAGUUCGCCUACUUGAAAUAUGACCGUAAAGAUGAGUUUGUGUGGUGCCCAAGGAAAAUCCAGAUGAUGUGGUCAGAGCGGUCAGCGUCCAAGUCACAGGAAGGAGUGGAAGGUGAAAAUGAUGUUAUAAUUUUAACAGCGUGAGUCUGAGAAUCCGAAUGAAGACAAUGUACAUUAAGCCCAAGACAAAGUAAAUUAAGUUCAGUACAUCUGAUAACAAUGUUGAAAACCUCUCACUGGAAAUGCUGAUGGGUUAUGACUGUUUCAAUAGAUUUACCUUCACAGCAACAGAUGUAUGUAAAUACAUUUGCAUAUAUAUUUUCUUAAUUUUUCAAUCUUCCUCUCUCAAUUUUACAAAAUAAUGUGUAUAGUUCUGAAGGGGAUGUAAGUUUUGCACAAAAAGUCUGCUAUGGUGUUUUCUGAUAAUAAAUACCUUAUAUCAGGGGUUUUCAACUGGUUUUGUCCCAGGGACCACCAUUCCGACUAGAAAGUAAUCCGCAGCCCACUGAUGUGCCUAUGCGCGUGCGUGCCUACGUGUGUGUGUGUGUGUGUGUGUGUGUGUGUGUGUGUGUGUGUGUGUGUGUGGUUGUGUGUGUGUGUGCGUGUGUGCAAGUGGAUAGAAGGAAGUUUUAAACUUUGGUUUUCCAUGUUGGUUUUAUUUAAAAACCUCAAACAAAUCUACAAAAAUGUGUAAAAUACAAAAAAACGGUUGAUUUUCAGUGAUUAAGAAUUGAAAACCAAAUUAAAAUGCAGUUUGUAGUUGUACUGCAUCUCAGAACCAUAUGUACGUCAAUAUAUAACGUUCAUGACUUAAAUGUACAGACAUGUAGUUGACUGGUUGAGAGAAUGUUAAAGUAACGGUGAUCAAUAACAAUCAACAUAAACUGGGGCUACAACUGAAUAGGGAAGAUGACAAAGUAAUGCAGAAUAUGUCACAAAUGAUAAUCAUACAAUACCACACAAACAAUUGAGGCCUACUUAAAUUUAACCUCAUGAUCACCAGCAGCAAAUCCCACCUACUGCGUGAGUAGUACUUCUGUAUGUGUGUGAGUCUCAGAGCUCUCCUAAGAAAUUGUUUCUCAACCAGCGAACGUGGUAAAGUUGACUGUUAUUGCAAUUAAUUGUUUUGGCUAUUAUGCCAAUUUAUUCUUCUUAUUACAAAGUAUUUGUUUUUCACUCUUUUGUUUAUUUAAUAUUUUCAUUAUUAAUUCUGCCCUUUUGGGCCUUCUUUUUGGGAAAAUAAAAAUGUUCCAUCAUACAAACUA
Molecule: messenger RNA, 2399 nt
Organism: Pleuronectes platessa (European plaice)
Lineage: Eukaryota; Metazoa; Chordata; Actinopteri; Pleuronectiformes; Pleuronectidae
Product: opioid growth factor receptor
Exons: 9
Coding region: 37-1278 (413 amino acids)
Cellular component (GO): membrane
Molecular function (GO): opioid growth factor receptor activity
Source: RefSeq, a predicted model, not a curated record